GUUAACGAGAGUAAAGAACCGAAGGAAUGUUAACGAGAGUAAAGAACCGAAGGAAUGUUAACGAGAGUAAAGGAGAGGAGGAACGUUAACGAGAUUUAAGGAGUCAGUCUGGGGGUUCUAAGGGGCGGGUCCGCCCCGAAGGAAUGUUAAUGAGAAUAAAGACGGAGGAACGUUAACGAGAGUAAAGAACCGAAGGAAUGUUAACGAGAGUAAAGGAGAGGAGGAACGUUAACGAGAUUUAAGGAGUCAGUCUGGGGGUUCUAAGGGGCGGGUCCGCCCCGAAGGAAUGUUAAUGAGAAUAAAGACGGAGGAACGUUAACGAGAGUACAGAACCGAAGGAAUGUUAACGAGAGUAAAGGAGGAACGUUAACGAGAGUAAAGAACCAAAGGAAUGUUAACGAGAGUAAAGAACCGAAGGAAUGUUAACGAGAGUAAAGAACCGAAGGAAUGUUAACGAGAGUAAAGGAGAGGAGGAACGUUAACGAGAUUUAAGGAGUCAGUCUGGGGGUUCUAAGGGGCGGGUCCGCCCCGAAGGAAUGUUAAUGAGAAUAAAGACGGAGGAACGUUAACGAGAGUAAAGAACCGAAGGAAUGUUAACGAGAAUAAAGGAAAGGAAGAAUGUUAACGAGAGUAAAGGAGGAGAAACGUUAACGAGAGUAAAGAACCGAAGGAAUGUUAACGAGAAUAAAGACGGAGGAACGUUAACGAGAAUAAAGAACCGAAGGAAUGUUAACGAGAGUAAAGGAGGAGGAACGUUAACGAGAGUAAAGGAGGAGGAACGUGAACGAGAGUAAAGAACCGAAGGAAUGUUAACGAGAAUAAAGGAGGAGGAACGUUAACAAGAGUAAAGAACCGAAGGAAUGUUAAUGAGAAUAAAGGAGGAGGAACGUUAACGAGAGUAAAGAACCAAAGGAAUGUUAACAAGAAUAAAGGAGGAGGAACGUUAACGAGAGUAAAGAACCAAAGGAAUGUUAACGAGAGUAAAGGAGGAGGAACAUUAAUGAGAGUAAAGAACCGAAAGAAUGUUAACGAGAGUAAAGGAGGAAGAACAUUAACAAGAGUAAAGGAGGAGGAACGUCAACGAGAGUAAAGAACCGAAGGAAUGUUAACGAGAGUAAAGGAGGAGGAACGUCAACGAGAGUAAAGAACCGAAGGAAUGUUAACGAGAGUAAAGGAGGAGGAACGUUAACGAAAAUGAAGGAAAGGAAGAACGUUAACAAGAUUUAAGGAGAGGAGGAACAUUAACGAGAGUAAAGGAAAGGAGAAACGUUAACGAGAAUAAAGAAUGUUAACGAGAAUAAAGGAGGAGGAACGUUAAUGAAAGUAAAGCAAAGGAGGAAUGUUAACAAGAUUUAAGGAAAGGGGGAACAUUAACAACAUUUAAGUAGAGGAGGAACGUUAACGAGAGUAAAGGAGAGGAGGAACGUUAACGAGAUUUAAGGAGAGGAGGAACGUUAACGAGAUUUAAGGAGAGGAGGAACGUUAACGAGAGUAAAGGAAAGGAGGAAUGUUAACGAGAUUUAAGGAAAGGAGGAACGUUAACGAGAAUAAAGGAAAGGAGGAACGUUAACAAGAUUUAAGCUGAGGAGGAACGUUAACGAGAGUAAAGGAGGAGAAACGUUAACGAGAAUAAAGGAAAGGAGGAACGUUAACAAGAAUAAAGGAAAGGAGGAACGUUAAUGAGAAUAAAGGAGGAGGAGUGUUAAUGAGAUUUAAAGAGAGGAGGAACGUUAACGAGAGUAAAGAACAAGGAACGUUUAUGAGAGUAAAGGAAAGGAGGAACGUUAACGAGAAUAAAGGAGGAGGAGUGUUAAUGAGAUUUAAAGAGAGGAGGAACGUUAACGAGAGUAAAGAACAAGGAACGUUAACGAGAGUAAAGGAAAGGAGGAACGUUAACAAGAUUAAAGGAAAUGAGGAACAUUAACGAGAGUAAAGAACAAGGAACGUUAACGAGAGUAAAGGAAAGGAGGAACAUUAACAAGAUUAAAGGAAAGGAGGAACGUUAACGACAGUAAAGAACAGAAGGAACAUUAACAAGAUUAAAAAAAAGGAGGAACGUUAACGACAGUAAAGAACAGAAGGAACAUUAAUGAGAGUAAAGGAGAGGAGGAACAUUAACGAGAAUAAAGAAUGUUAACGAGAAUAAAGGAGGAGGAACGUUAACGAGAGUAAAGGAAAGGAGGAAUGUUAACAAGAUUUAAGAAGAGGAGGAACGUUAACGAGAAUAAAGAAUGUUAACGAGAAUAAAGGAGGAGGAACGUUAAUGAAAGUAAAGGAAAAGAGGAAUGUUAACAAGAUUUAAGGAAAGGGGGAACAUUAACAACAUUUAAGUAGAGGAGGAACGUUAACGAGAGUAAAGGAGAGGAGGAACGUUAAUGAGAUUUAAGGAGAGGAGGAACAUUAACGAGAGUAAAGAACAGAAGGAACAUUAACAAAAUUAAAGGAAAGGAGGAACGUUAACGACAGUAAAGAACAGAAGGAACAUUAAUGAGAGUAAAGGAGAGGAGGAACAUUAACGAGAAUAAAGAAUGUUAACGAGAAUAAAGGAGGAGGAACGUUAAUGAAAGUAAAGGAAAGGAGGAAUGUUAACAAGAUUUAAGGAAAGGGGGAACAUUAACAACAUUUAAGUAGAGGAGGAACGUUAACGAGAGUAAAGAAGAGGAGGAACAUUAACAAAAUUAAAGGAAAGGAGGAACGUUAACGACAGUAAAGAACAGAAGGAACAUUAAUGAGAGUAAAGGAGAGGAGGAACAUUAACGAGAAUAAAGAAUGUUAACGAGAAUAAAGGAGGAGGAACGUUAACGAGAGUAAAGGAAAGGAGGAAUGUUAACAAGAUUUAAGAAGAGGAGGAACGUUAACGAGAAUAAAGAAUGUUAACGAGAAUAAAGGAGGAGGAACGUUAAUGAAAGUAAAGGAAAAGAGGAAUGUUAACAAGAUUUAAGGAAAGGGGGAACAUUAACAACAUUUAAGUAGAGGAGGAACGUUAACGAGAGUAAAGAAGAGGAGGAACGUUAAUGAGAUUUAAGGAGAGGAGGAACGUUAACAAGAGUAAAGAACAGAAGGAACAUUAACAAGAUUAAAGGAAAGGAGGAACGUUAACGACAGUAAAGAACAGAAGGAACAUUAAUGAGAGUAAAGGAGAGGAGGAACGUUAAUGAGAUUUAAGGAGAGGAGGAACGUUAACGAGAGUAAAGAAUGUUAACGAGAAUAAAGGAGGAGGAACGUUAAUGAGAGUAAAGGAGAGGAGGAACGUUAACGAGGAUAAAAGGAAAGGAGGAACAUUAACGAGCGUAAAGAACAAAAGGAACGUUAACCAGAUUUACGGGGAGGACAUACGUUAAUGAGAGUAAAGGAGAGGAGGAACGUUAACGAGAAUAAAGAACCGAAGGAACGUUAACGAGAUUUAAGGAGAGGAGGAACGUUAACGAGAAUAAAGGAGGAGGAACGUUAACGAGAGUAAAGAACCGAAGGAACGUUAACGAGAUUAAAGAACCGAAGGAACGUUAACGAGAUUUAAGGAGAGGAGGAACGUUAACGAGAAUAAAGACGGAGGAACGUUAACGAGAUUUAAGGAGAGGAGGAACGUUAACGAGAGUAAAGGAGGAGGAACGUUAACGAGAUUAAAGACGGAGGAACGUUAACGAGAUUUAAGGAGAGGAGGAACGUUAACGAGAAUAAAGGAGGAGGAACGUUAACGAGAGUAAAGAACCGAAGGAAUGUUAACGAGAGUAAAGGAGGAGGAACGUUAACGAGAUUAUAGAACCGAAGGAACCUUAACGAGAAUAAAGGAGGAGGAAUGUUAACGAGAUUUAAGGAGAGGAGGAACAUUAACAAGAAUAAAGACGGAGGAACGUUAACGAGAUUUAAGGAGAGGAGGAACAUUAACGAGAAUAAAGACGGAGGAACGUUAACGAGAUUUAAGGAGAGGAGGAACGUUAACGAGAGUAAAGGAGGAGGAACGUUAACGAGAUUAAAGAACCGAAGGAAUGUUAACGAGAAUAAAGGAGGAGGAACAUUAACGAGAGUAAAGGAGAGGCGGAACGUUAACGAGAGUAAAGAACCGAAUGAAUGUUAACGAGAAUAAAGGAGGAGGGACGUUAACGAGAGUACAGAACCGAAGGAAUGUUAACGAGAGUAAAGGAGGAACGUUAACGAGAGUAAAGAACCAAAGGAAUGUUAACGAGAGUAAAGAACCGAAGGAAUGUUAACGAGAGUAAAGAACCGAAGGAAUGUUAACGAGAGUAAAGGAGAGGAGGAACGUUAACGAGAUUUAAGGAGUCAGUCUGGGGGUUCUAAGGGGCGGGUCCGCCCCGAAGGAAUGUUAAUGAGAAUAAAGACGGAGGAACGUUAACGAGAGUAAAGAACCGAAGGAAUGUUAACGAGAAUAAAGGAAAGGAAGAAUGUUAACGAGAGUAAAGGAGGAGAAACGUUAACGAGAGUAAAGAACCGAAGGAAUGUUAACGAGAAUAAAGACGGAGGAACGUUAACGAGAAUAAAGAACCGAAGGAAUGUUAAUGAGAGUAAAGGAGGAGGAACGUGAACGAGAGUAAAGAACCGAAGGAAUGUUAACGAGAAUAAAGGAGGAGGAACGUUAACAAGAGUAAAGAACCGAAGGAAUGUUAAUGAGAAUAAAGGAGGAGGAACGUUAACGAGAGUAAAGAACCAAAGGAAUGUUAACAAGAAUAAAGGAGGAGGAACGUUAACGAGAGUAAAGAACCGAAGGAAUGUUAACGAGAGUAAAGGAGGAGGAACGUUAACGAGAGUAAAGGAGGAAGAAUGUUAACGAGAGUAAAGAACCGAAGGAAUGUUAACGAGAAUAAAGGAGGAGGAACGUUAACAAGAGUAAAGAACCGAAGGAAUGUUAAUGAGAAUAAAGGAGGAGGAACGUUAACGAGAGUAAAGAACCAAAGGAAUGUUAACAAGAAUAAAGGAGGAGGAACGUUAACGAGAGUAAAGAACCGAAGGAAUGUUGACGAGAGUAAAGGAGGAGGAACAUUAAUGAGAGUAAAGAACCGAAAGAAUGUUAACGAGAGUAAAGGAGGAAGAACAUUAACAAGAGUAAAGGAGGAGGAACGUCAACGAGAGUAAAGAACCGAAGGAAUGUUAACGAGAGUAAAGGAGGAGGAACGUUAACGAAAAUAAAGGAAAGGAAGAACGUUAACAAGAUUUAAGGAGAGGAGGAACAUUAACGAGAGUAAAGGAAAGGAGAAACGUUAACGAGAAUAAAGAAUGUUAACGAGAAUAAAGGAGGAGGAACGUUAAUGAAAGUAAAGGAAAGGAGGAAUGUUAACAAGAUUUAAGGAAAGGGGGAACAUUAACAACAUUUAAGUAGAGGAGGAACGUUAACGAGAGUAAAGGAGAGGAGGAACGUUAACGAGAGUAAAGAACAAGGAACGUUAACGAGAGUAAAGGAAAGUAGGAAUGUUAACGAGAUUUAAGGAGAGGAGGAACGUUAACGAGAGUAAAGGAAAGGAGGAAUGUUAACGAGAUUUAAGGAAAGGAGGAACGUUAACGAGAAUAAAGGAAAGGAGGAACGUUAACAAGAUUUAAGCUGAGGAGGAACGUUAACGAGAGUAAAGGAGGAGAAACGUUAACGAGAAUAAAGGAGGAACGUUAACAAGAAUAAAGAACAAGGAACGUUUACGAGAGUAAAGGAAAGGAGGAACGUUAACGAGAAUAAAGGAGGAGGAGUGUUAAUGAGAUUUAAAGAGAGGAGGAACGUUAACGAGAGUAAAGAACAAGGAACAUUAACGGGAGUAAAGGAAAGGAGGAACGUUAACAAGAUUUAAGGAAAGGAGGAACGUUAACGAGAGUAAAGGAAAGGAGGAACGUUAAUGAGAAUAAAGGAAAGGAGGAACGUUAAUGAGAAUAAAGGAAAGGAAGAACGUUAACAAGAUUAAAGGAAAUGAGGAACAUUAACGAGAGUAAAGAACAAGGAACGUUAACGAGAGUAAAGGAAAGGAGGAACAUUAACGAGAGUAAAGAACAAGGAACGUUAACGAGAAUAAAGGAAAGGAGGAACGUUAACAAGAUUUAAGCUGAGGAGGAACGUUAACGAGAGUAAAGGAGGAGAAACGUUAACGAGAAUAAAGGAAAGGAGGAACGUUAACAAGAAUAAAGGAAAGGAGGAACGUUAAUGAGAUUUAAGGAGAGGAGGAACGUUAACAAGAGUAAAGAACAAGGAACGUUUACGAGAGUAAAGGAAAGGAGGAACGUUAAUGAGAAUAAAGGAGGAGGAGUGUUAAUGAGAUUUAAAGAGAGGAGGAACGUUAACGAGAGUAAAGAACAAGGAACAUUAACGGGAGUAAAGGAAAGGAGGAACGUUAACAAGAUUUAAGGAAAGGAGGAACGUUAACGAGAGUAAAGGAAAGGAGGAACGUUAAUGAGAAUAAAGGAAAGGAGGAACGUUAAUGAGAAUAAAGGAAAGGAAGAACGUUAACAAGAUUAAAGGAAAUGAGGAACAUUAACGAGAGUAAAGAACAAGGAACGUUAACGAGAGUAAAGGAAAGGAGGAACAUUAACAAGAUUAAAGGAAAGGAGGAACGUUAACGACAGUAAAGAACAGAAGGAACAUUAAUGAGAAUAAAGAAUGUUAACGAGAAUAAAGGAGGAGGAACGUUAACGAGAGUAAAGGAAAGGAGGAAUGUUAACAAGAUUUAAGGAAAGGGGGAACAUUAACAACAUUUAAGUAGAGGAGGAACGUUAACGACAGUAAAGAACAGAAGGAACAUUAACAAGAUUAAAGGAAAGGAGGAACGUUAACAACAGAAAAGAACAGAAGGAACGUUAGUGAGAGUAAAGGAGAGGAGGAACAUUAAUUUGAUUAAGGGAACAUUAAGGAGAUUAAAGGACCGGAGGAACGUUUAUUGUCAAAUGCACCAUAAACCUUUAGCAGAGACAGGAGUGAGGCAUCGUCCUCGUGGAUCAUGGAACUCAGGUAAAGACGUUCUACAGUCCACGUUCCUUCAGUUCAUGACAUCCAUCCCAGGUGGAUGCUGGUGUCCUGCUGGCCUGAAGCUGCUCAGCGGUCUGGAGGUUCUGGUCCAGAUGUUCUGGUCCAGAUGUUCUGCAGCCUCUCACCAGAGGAACCUGGAAGUAGUCCAGUCAGCUUGUGGCUUUCUGUCUGCGUGAGACGUUCCUCUGUAGAACGUUGUCAUGACUGAUAGGAGAACUCCAGAGAGAGCACUGCUGAGCUCUGUGGUGACGGUGACGCUGUUAGUGGACCAGAUCAGGACCGGGUCAGGACCGGGUCAGGACCGGGCCAGACCACUUUAAGUGGCCCAGACCUGUGACUGAGGUUGUGCAGCCAGAACCAGAACCAGAGAUGUGAAGACAUGCCGCAGACCAGCCCAGGUCUGACAGGAUCUGAGUAACCAGAACCAGUCUGACUGUGGACGGCUGGUCAGGGCUGGUUCUGGAGGGUUCUGGUCUCUGGGCUCCUGAUACCUGGACUGGGCUGGUUCUGGAGGGUUCUGGUCUCUGGGCUCCUGAUGCAUGGACUGGGUUCUGGUCUCUGAGCAGGCUCCUGAUGCCUGGACUGGACUGGUUCUGGAGGGUUCUGGUCUCUGGGCUCCUGAUGCAUGGACUGGGCUGGUUCUGGAGGGUUCUGGUCUCUGUGAGCCGCGGCUCCUCUCAGCUUCUCUCUAAUUGGUUUAGAGCGUGCACGGCGGCGUGCACGGUGGCGUGCACGCCGCCGUGCACGCGGCCCUCUGGGGAUCAGCAGCGUUUUCCUGCAGCGCUGCGAUCGAUGCUCAGGAAGUGUUGCUCAUAACUGCAGAAGGCCGAGGGAGCAUCGAUCAGGUGCUCUGAAGGAGCCAAUCAGCCGCCGCCGCCUGCGGUGGGGGCCCCGGGGCCUAAUGAAGAGGAUGGUCCAGCUGAGGACCAGAUCAAUGCGGGGGAGGAGACAGUGGGAGUCUUCCUCCUCCGCCUCCUCAGAUCAGAUCAGAGCGAAGAGGAGCAGCAUGCCAGAGGGACCCUGAGCCGCCACGCUUUUAUUCUGAAGGACCGAGCUGAUCCAUGGAGGGAAGCAGGAGGCUGGUGCUGCUGGAGCUUCUCGUGGCCACGCUGCUGAUGAGGGUGAACACGACACGCGUGGUGAGCGGUCAGACGGUGUGUGUGGGUGGCGCUGAACAUCCCUGCUACAAAAUCGCGUACUUCCACGACGUGUCGAGCCGAGUGGCGUUCAGCGAGGCGAGGCAGGCCUGCGAGAUGGACGGAGGAGCUUUGCUGAGCAUCGAGAGUCCAUCAGAGCAGAGGGACGUUGAACACCUGCUGCAGGCGCUCCAUUCAGGGGCCGUGGGCAGAGCCAGAGGUGGGAUAUCUGACGGGGAUUUCUGGAUCGGCCUGACCCGGGUGGGCGGAGCUGACAACACCUUGACUCCCUGUCCUGAUCUGUACCAGUGGACCGACGGCAGCGUCGCCACCUUCAGGAACUGGUACUUUGACGAGCCGUCCUGCGGCGGGGAGGCCUGCGUGGUCAUGUACCACCAGCCAACGGCACCUUCAGGCCUGGGCGGGGCAUAUCUCUACCAAUGGAACGAUGACCGCUGCAACAUGAAGCACAAUUUCAUCUGCAAGUAUGAGCCAGACAGCCACCUGGUGAAGGAACAUGGCGACACUCCAACAGGGCGGGGCACAGCAUCGACUGCCGGAGGUGUGGUGACUCAGUCUGCAGGGAGUGAGAGCAUCCCUCCUCAUGUGGCCAUGGCAGGAUCUUCAGGAAUGCUGCUGCUGUAUGUGAUCAUCCCCACCAUCCCUCUCCUGCUCCUCAUCCUGGUGGCUUCUGGAACGUGCUGCUUCCAGACGCUCAGCAGGAGCCGUCCUCGGACAAAGACUCCUGCUGACCAAUCAAACUUCUGGAUCUCCAGGACGCCCAAACCCGACGGCAUGGAAGUGUGACAUCACUGUGACAUCAACGCCAGAACGUCACUUUUAAUUAGUUACAUGGGCUGAAACUGUUUCCUGUGUGGCUCCGCCCCCUCCUGUGACUCCUCCCUCCUGUGACUGGGGGCGGAGUCAGAGGGUGACGUCAGUGAGCUGUGUGGGUGGAGCUUGUUUAUUGUAUUUUAGUGACCUCAUUCAUGUGCUGUUAGUGACCCAGAAGCGUUCUGGUUCCCCCAGCUGUUCUGGUUCCGGGGGAACAGCAGGUGUUCUACAGGAGAGCGCCACCUGCUGGACUGACAUGUUUGGAUCAGGAAGUACGGAGCAAGGAGAGGGACAAAGCAUCAUGGGUUAAAUCCAGAACCUCCAUGAUCCCUGGACGCUCCAGAACCCAGAAGGCAAUCAGGAACCUGGGUCAGACCAGUGGACUUUGUACCAGUCAGUGCGGUUCUGUUGGAUGUCUGAGAACCAACAGAACAGCAAAGGUUCCCAGGAGCACCACUGAAAUGUUCUGGAGGUUCUGCUGCAGAACUUCAGACGUCCUGAUUGGCCCUCUGGUCGCUCCGUACCUGAACAGUCUGAGCCGGGCUCGAUGAUGAAAACAAGCUUAUCCAUAAAAUAGAAAUCUUAUUGGUGUCGAUAAUUAUCAACAAAUUAAGAACAUUUAAGCUCUGGCCAUUUUAUCCUGUUGCUUAGCAACCUGUUUUAAGAUAAAGACACAAACACUGAAUUCAAACUCAACCUUUAUUCAACCAACUUUUUACCAAAACAAGUUUUUGAAAUAAAGAACGUGCGUUCUGUGAAGGGGGCGGGGCUUGGUUCCUGGGUCUGCAUUGUGAUUGGCUGGGAGGAUGUAAUGAUGUAAUAUUAACCUAGAUGCUAGAAUAGAAAAAGUAAAACUAUUAUUCUAUUGAACUUUUUAUUGAUUUUAUUUAAAACUGUUUUUCCUGUCGAUCGAUGUUGAAUUGUCGUCCAGCCCAACCUUUGACCCGCUGAUGGUGCGUUUGAGGGACAUCAGACACGGGGAACACGGCGGCCCAUCAGGAGGUUCUGAUGUUGACUGCGUGCUUCUUGAUGCAUGAAGCUUCAAUGUUUAAUAAAAAAUGUCUGAUCA
Molecule: messenger RNA, 9994 nt
Organism: Fundulus heteroclitus (mummichog)
Lineage: Eukaryota; Metazoa; Chordata; Actinopteri; Cyprinodontiformes; Fundulidae
Gene: chodl
Product: chondrolectin
Exons: 8
Coding region: 8017-8898 (293 amino acids)
Biological process (GO): positive regulation of axonogenesis
Cellular component (GO): cytoplasm
Source: RefSeq, a predicted model, not a curated record